ACUGGGAGGGAGGGCGAGGGGGAAGGAGGGAUGGUAAGAGCAGACGGAGCUCAAAUUCAGUCCUGUCAGUGAGUAGCGGCACUCAGAAAUAGCAGAGAAGAGAGGGAGCCCGGAAACGCAUGGUGAACUAAUGGAUUACUCUCACAGACUCUUGUGAACUACACAGCAUCGACAUACCAUCAACCACACAACCUGGCAAAUACAGUACAGACAUACAAUAUUCACACUGAUUUCACUUCAGCCUCAUACACUCAACAAGCUCUCUACAAAUUUAAAUCACACAGACUUUGAGACAGACAGUUCUAACACAGGUCUCUUAAUCUACAUUAGAGUAAAUAGACACACGGAUUCUCUGAUUCUGACACAAACACAGACACAAUGGAAAUGCAUGGGCUUCAGUGUUGAACUGAAGGACCAAAGAUGUGAAUUUCGGUGAGGAUUCUGACACCUUUGUGAAACAUCACUGAAGAGCACCACAAGCAAAACAGGACACGCAUGAAGAGGUUGACCAUGCACUGACAAAAAGGCAUGGAAACCAUCUCCGGGGAAAUGGGUUGGAAUGGAUUAGGCCACUCCUCUCUGGCAUCCGUGACAACAGGAAGAACCAACCUCACUUCCUCCCUCUUCUCCGACUUCACAUCCCUUAACAGUUCUCAUGAAGGGGCAGGGUCCUAUUACUGGAUUAUCCCCGAGAACGCCUCAGCCACCACGCCCCAUGCCUUACCCCAGCCCAGGGUGAGGGAUCUGGGUCUGGCCCGGGCGGAGAUAGGGGUCCUGGGCUUGGUGCUGGCCCUCACUACCCUAGGGAAUGGCUUCGUACUGUGGGUGCUGCUCCGCAGGAGGAAACACAACGCUCCCAUGCAUCUGUUCAUGGUCAACCUGUGUCUGGCUGACCUGGUGGUGGCGCUGUUCCAGGUUUUCCCCCAGCUGGUGUGGGACAUCACAGAAAGGUUCCAGGGGCCGGAUUUUCUGUGUCGCUCAGUAAAGUACCUGCAGAUCGUAGGGAUGUUCGCGUCCUCCUAUAUGAUCGUAGCCAUGACAGUGGACCGGCACUAUGCCAUCUGCUGCCCACUGCAGGCCUAUCGUGGUGGGUCCGUGUCCCGCUGGAACACCCCUAUUAUGAUGGCCUGGGGCCUGGCCUUACUUCUCUCUAUACCACAGUUGUUCAUCUUCUCGCGGUCGGAGGUGUCUCCAGGAGAGUUUGAGUGCUGGGCUAACUUCGCUGAGCCGUGGGGACUCAAGGCCUACAUCACCUGGAUGACCCUAGCAGUGUUCUUACUGCCAGCACUAAUCAUCACGGUCUGCCAGAUCCGGAUCUUCAGAGAGAUUCACAACAACAUCUAUCUGAAGUCAGAGAGGAUGGUGUCAGCAGAGCUCAAGAAGAACAACGAUGUCAUCUUCCACUUCCACAGAGUCAAAAAGGACGACGACAGAGCGACCAGGGAGCAGGGGAGAGGGGGAUGCAGAGGGGGGAGAGGAGCAGGAGGGGAACAGCUUCUAAAGACUAUGAACAACAACCCCUCCAGCACUCUCUGUAACCCUCUCUUACCGCUCUCCCCCCAGUCUACUACAGCUGUUGUACCCUCAGAGUGCUAUCCCUACCUGUCCCCCUCUCCACAAUACAGCAGCUGUCACAACAACCACACAGCAGCAACACAGCAAAGCCCCUUCAACACCCCAGAUAACCUAACCCUCCCCUCCAACCCCGGCCUCAGUGACCAAAGGGGCUCUAGUACAACUGUAGUUCCCCCAUCAUGUGACACGUGCUCACAUGGAUCCCAUGGCCCAGUCACCUCAGGUGGUUGUGGUGGUGGUUCAGUGCCUCCUAACAAUGGUGGAUGCUACUGUCAUGAGUCCUACACAUCCUUCGAGCUCCCAUCCUCCCCCCGGUGUGUCUCCUCUCCACGCCCAUCGCUGGAGUACCCUCCCCCACCCCCCCGGGCCCUGACGCCCCCCUCCAUCUCCAAGGCCAUGUCUAAGACGGUGAGGAUGACUCUGGUGAUAGUGUUGGUCUACACAGUCUGCUGGUCCCCCUUCUUCAUCGUUCAGCUGUGGGCCGCCUGGGACCCCAACCCUCCAGACCAAGGCGUAGCUUUCACCAUCCUGAUGCUGCUGGCCAGUCUGAACUCGUGUACCAACCCCUGGAUCUACACCUUCUUCAGCAGCUCUGUGUCCAGGGAGCUACAGGCCAUGUUACGCUGCAGACCAAGAACCCCGCGCAGGGGCUCCAUACCUGACGACUCCACCACCACACACACCUCCACCACCAAGGACAGCCUCUACUGACACACUCAGACACUCACACAGCACACACACUCCACCAAGGACAACUUGUACUGUCUCACACACACACCACCACCUCCACUGCUGCCAGCACCUAAGACUAGAGGACAGCCUGCACUGACCUUCAGGCAGCAAACACAUUUCCCCGGAAACAUGGACAGCUGUGUUAUGGCCAGAAAGGAAGGACCCCUAUGAAACAUGUCUGUCUGUCUGUCUGUCUGUCUGUCUGUCUGUCUGUCUGUCUGUCUGUCUGUCUGUCUGUCUGUCUGUCUGUCCCCUCUGUCUGUCCCCUCUGUCUGUCCCCUCUGUCUUCUCUCCCUCACACCGAGGAGGUUGCUAUUGAACGAGAGGAGAAACGUGAGUCAGCCGAGGAGGACAAAUGUGAGUGAAGACAUCGACACUACGUAAUGGAAUAUACACCUUUACAGCACCUGUAUAGGGAGAUCCUAUGCUGAUUAUUGGCUGCAACCCAACUCCAAUCAGAGGCCUGAAGAGAGGAGAGGAAAGGUGAUAUGAAGGUAGAGGAACAGUGGAUGACUUUUACUCUUUUGUUUAGAUCUAGAGUAACUGUCUGAAUCCCAGUAGAGGGAGAGGGAGGGAGGGAGAGAGAUAGAGAGAGUGAGCAUUUCCCAUGCCAAUAAAGCCCUUAAAUUGAAUUGAAUUGAGAGACAGAGAGGGAGGGAGAGUGAGUGUGAAAGAAAUAACUGGAGAGGACCAUUUUUGGAAGCAGAAUAAACAGAGGAUGACAGCGUGGGAGCAAUCCUUGGAGGAGGGGCGGUUGAAGUAGUGAAAGCUAAUAUUAUGGAUAGACUACAGGAAAUCAAAUCAAAAUGUAUUCUAAAUGCAUGCCUGAGGUGGAAUUCAUCUUCACUCAGGAGAGCUGGAGAGGAAUAUCUGGUGAAAGAAAGAAAGAAAGAACAAUGGUGACUUGUGAAAAGAGAAAGAGAUCUGGGGAGAAAUCUGAAAAAAUACUCUGGAUAAACAAUACUAAACACAUUGGAGCAUGUUCAACAUAAUAAGAGAAUAAUAAGAGAAUGAAUCUAGCAGACCAAGGCUUCGACAAUAAACUGGGACGCAAUUAUGUGAUUAUAUUUCACAUCUGGAGAGAAAUAUGAAAAAGAUUAUCUGGAUAAACAAUACUAUACACACGGGAGCAUGUUCAAGAUAGAGAGAGAGAGACUUCUUAGAAGUACUUCUUAAAAGUGCAAUACCACCGCCACCGUCAUGUAUGGAUGUCACACUAUGAGUAUAGCUCAUAAACACAUGGAAACGUGACUCUUCACAGACUGCCCACUGCUAAUAUGCAGUGAUGACCACAUCUGAAUAUGUUAUGGUGUCAAGUCCAUGCACAAGUAGUAACACAUUGUAGAAAAACCACAAGGAAUUUAAUUUAGACUGUACAAUGAAGGAAAUUACCAUUCCAUGUAAAUCAAUGAUUUUAAAUAUAUUUAUUGAAAGUAUUGCAGAGGCACAGUACAGUACGACCAUUAUUAUUUACAGAUUGUGUAAGAGAUUAUGAUGAAUAUAUACUAUGUCUGACAUACAGGUAACUGCCAAAAUAAAGGAAACACCAACAUAAAGUGUCUUAAUAGGGCGUUGGGCCACCACUAGCCGCCGGAAACAGCUUCAAUCCGCCUUUGCAUAGAUUCUACAAGUGUUUGACACCUUUCCUUCCAUCAAUUGGUGUUUUGUUGACAGUGGUGGAGAUCUGGUGAUCUGAGACAUACACACACACAGACACACACAAAUAAUGGGCAACUGGGCAUUUUAUAUAUGACCCUAAGCAUGGUGGGAUGUUAAUUUCUUAAUUAAAUCAGGAACCACCUGCUUUCAAUAUACUUUGUAUCCCUCGUUUACUCAAGUGUUUCCUUUAUUUUGACAGUUACCUGUAUUUUCUAUAAUUGUAAAGGGUCCAACAGAGAUGUACUUGAGUAAAGUGAUAAAGAACCAAAAAGACUACACUACUGUUCAAAAGUUUGGGGUCACUUACAGAUGUCCUUGUUUUUGAAAGAAAAUCUAAUUUUUUGUCCAUUAAAAUACCAUCAAAUUGAUCAGAAAUACAGUGUAGCCAUUGCUAAUGUUGUAAAUGACUAUUGUAACUGGAAACAGCACAUUUUUUAUGGAAUAUCUACAUAGGCCCAUUAUCAGUAACCAUCACUCCUGUGUUCCAAUGGCACGAUGUGUUAGCUAAUCCAAGUUGAUCAUUUUAAAAGGCUAAAUGAUCAUUAGAAAACCCUUUUGCAAUUAUGUUAGCACUUUUCUUUAAAAAACAAGGACAUUUCUAAGUGACCCCAAACUUUUCAACGGUAGUGUAUAUACCAAAUAUGUUAAUGCUACAAUAUCUGCAUAGGAAACAAAGAAUAGCCACAUGUUCAGGUCUAACGUACAGUAACAAUGAAGUUGAGAUGUAUAAGAUCAUAUUUACUAGAUACUGAAUUUAGUAUGCUUUAGUAAGCCUAAGAUGAGUUGUGUUUUGGAAAUAUAGAAUGAGGGCAUCCGUUGUCUAUUAAGGUGAAACUAUCAUUCAGUUGAUAUCAGGAUCCAAAUUAGCCUGGUCCCAGAUCUGUUUUUGCUGCUUUGCCUAUUGUCAUGGCAAGGCAGCACAGACAGAUCUGGGACCAGGCUAGAUCCAAAUCACUCAGAACCAAACAAAGUGCCUGUAUUGUUAUUGCCAGUGCUUGACUUGAACUGAAACAUGCUCCGGUACUAGUUUUAGGUGCCUGUACUCUUUAUAUUCAGGUGCAGGAGCUCCACAAUACUUUUGAGCUAAUAUUCUAUAAGAGGAACAGGAGCUCAAGCAGUGGAACAUUUGAGGCACCGGUACUCAGCUCCGGUGAGCUCCUGCCCAAGUCAAGCACUGGUUAUAGCAGCAAUAAAAUAAAUAGUAGAGAGAGGGGCUUCCCUAGCCUGGUCUCAGAUCUGCUAUCUUGCCAACUGACCAUAGGAGUUGGCAAUACAACACAAACAGAUCUGAGACCAGGCUAGGGCCCCAUCCUAGGACAAUACAGUAUUUACUGUAGUAGAGAGGCCUUAUAAUACAGAUCUGGUAGUAGAGAGGCCGUAUAAUACAAUAUAAUACAGCAUUUACUGUAGUAGAGGGACCUCACACAUAGGACAAUAUAAUACAGUAUUUACUCUAGUAGAGGGGCCUCACACAUAGGACAAUAUAAUACAUUAUUUACUGUAGUUGAGGGGCCUCACACAUAGGACAAUAUAAUACAGUAUUUACUGUAGUAGAGGGGCUUCCCUCUAGACAGACAGACAAACCACAAAAAGCAGGGAUCAGAUUCAUAUUAUGUCAGACCUCAAGUCAUGUUAUAUGGUCCACAUGUGUUUAUAUCUCUAAUUUAUUCUAUGUCUAAACAAAUGAGAAAUGGACAUAUUUAAGUUCCCGUUAUUACUACCUUAUGUUCCUGUAUGUAGCGAUGUAUGUAUUUCUGUUUUUGUUAUAUUUUCUAUUCCUUUAUUUAUUUAUAAUACUACACUAAAUAGGCCCUUCAACUGCAUGACAGACUUAUGACAACAAUAAUCUGUUACAAACCUUUCUUUAAGAUCAUUAUUACUAUGAUAGCUACAUACGUACAUGUUGUAACUUUGUGUGUAUAAAAGGAGAUUAAAUCCACAUGUCUGUGUCUACCAAUUUCAAA
This is a messenger RNA of Salvelinus fontinalis (brook trout), 5930 nucleotides long. Its product is annotated as vasopressin V2 receptor-like. The transcript is spliced from 9 exons. Gene Ontology annotation, cellular component: membrane. Gene Ontology annotation, biological process: regulation of systemic arterial blood pressure by vasopressin; positive regulation of vasoconstriction; G protein-coupled receptor signaling pathway. The record is from RefSeq and is a predicted model, not a curated record. Lineage: Eukaryota; Metazoa; Chordata; Actinopteri; Salmoniformes; Salmonidae. Gene Ontology annotation, molecular function: peptide binding; vasopressin receptor activity. Bases 529 to 2286 code for a protein of 585 amino acids.